UAACAACAAACUUACCAAUUCUGUUUUAAUGAUGUUUUAAUUGCCGAGUUUCAUUAAAACAUAUUAACCCAAUUUCCUAAAUUACAUUUUGUAAUCAGUUAAUUCAAUUCUAAGCAACUAAUUGUUGUUGGUUUUAUUUCAUCUUGAUUUCUAAAUUGUUGGUUAAUCAAGAGCGUUUGGAAUCUGGUUUAUCGUCGUUAUUUUUAAUCAUGUCCAUUGUUGGUGAAUCGAAAGUGUUUCUUGUUACCGGUGGAACUGGAUUAGUUGGUAGAGCAGUUGAAGAGGUUGUUAAUCAAAACAAUGGAAAUGAUUAUCCCGGAAUUAGAUUUGUCUUCAUUGGAUCCAAAGACGGUGAUUUAAGUAUCUAUGAGGAGGCGAGGAAAAUAUUCAAUCAACAUAAACCUAAUUAUGUUUUACACUUGGCAGCGAUGGUUGGUGGUUUAUUCAAAAACGAAUCAAACAAUUUAUCUUUCUUCCGAAUCAACAAUUUAAUCAAUGACAAUAUCCUCCGAUUAUGUGAUGAAUUGAAAGUGGAAAAAUGUGUCUCAUGUUUGUCAACUUGUAUCUUUCCAGAUAAAACCGUUUACCCAAUUGACGAAACCAUGAUUCACCUUGGACCUCCUCAUGCUUCUAAUUUUGGCUACUCUUAUGCGAAAAGGAUGAUUGAUGUUCUCAAUCGUGGUUAUGCUCAGAAAUACGAUCAACAAGUUAAACAAUUAGGUGACAAUUACAAGAGACCGAUUUUCACUGCAGUUAUACCAACCAACGUCUAUGGACCUUACGAUAACUUUAAUCUACAAGAUUCCCAUGUAAUUCCUGGUCUUAUUCAUAAAACUUACCACCAAGUUCAAGAUGCGAUUAGCAAAGGCUCGUCCGAGGCUCAAUUGACAGUUUGUGGUUCGGGAAAACCAUUGCGACAAUUUAUUUACUCUUAUGAUUUAGCCCGUUUGAUGCUUUGGGUUACCUUUAAUUACCAAGAGACUGAACCAAUCGUUUUGUCCGUUGACGAAGACCAAGAAAUAACAAUUAAUCAGGCUGCUCAAUUGAUCGCUGAUUCGUUCAGUAAAGUGGCUCCCGAUAUAAAGAUCAAUCUAAUCAAUGAUUGUAAUUACAGCGAUGGUCAGUUGAAGAAAACGGCCUCGAAUCGAAAACUUCGUAAAUAUCUACCCGAUUUUAAGUUUACUCCAAUUGAGGAAGGAAUUCGAACAUCAGUCAAAUGGUUUUGGAACAAUUAUGAUUUCGCUCGAAAUGAACAUUGGAUUCGAAACGAUUCUUUUAAAUUCGAAAAAAAAACUUUGUAAUCAUCAGUCUUAAAUUUUGAUAAAAAGUCAAAUUAUCACUCGAAUAGCGGGAUAGUUAAUAGUCAGAGAAACAGAAUUA
Molecule: messenger RNA, 1380 nt
Organism: Panonychus citri (citrus red mite)
Lineage: Eukaryota; Metazoa; Arthropoda; Arachnida; Trombidiformes; Tetranychidae
Gene: Gmer
Product: GDP-L-fucose synthase-like
Exons: 3
Coding region: 210-1301 (363 amino acids)
Biological process (GO): nucleotide-sugar biosynthetic process
Molecular function (GO): GDP-L-fucose synthase activity
Source: RefSeq, a predicted model, not a curated record